GCUCACCCAAUCUUGCUAGUUGUUGCUAGCACGUUUGCUAAUGCGGAUACAACACUCACGGACGACGUUAAAGACACGGAAAACGACACGCGUUAAAACAGUGAACGGGAUUUAAUUCUUUUUAUUCUACUACUUUGGGAUUACAACCAACCGACGCAGGCCACGGUGGAUACUUCUGCUCGGUUGACUUCUCUGCUAAUGUCGUGAACGUCAAUGUUAGCUGCGCAACGGGCAACUGGAAGCUAGCCGACGUUAGCCAACAAAAUUAGCUGUAUGCUAGCGCUACAAUGAAUGGGGGUUUGUCGAAGGGAGAAGCCAACAAUGUACGCUUGCUAACGCUAGUACCCCCCCCGUCAUGGUGUAACUUGUCUUGUUCUUAGCGCAUAAAUGCUCGGAGAAGUUGACGCCAAGGCUGGAGUUUAUCUAAGAAAGCCACACGUGGGACUGUGAACACGUUAGGUAAUGAGUAUUAAAACCCCAUUACAGGACUUAACCAGCUGGGGAUAACUUUGUUGGAAAUGCACCAUCACGAAGAAAUCAUGCACUACCUAGGCACCUAGACUUAGCAGUAGCAAGGUUAGCGUCCGGAUCAUAACAUUGCAGCCAACACUGAACACGGGUUUUUUGUUUGUUUGUUUCCUGAUUCCUCAAUCCCCUUCGUGCAUAGCUAUUAUCCACAUCCGAAGUCUUCACUGUGGGGUUUGCUAUCGUGAAGAUAUCAGGAAUGAUGGCGUUUCCGACUGACCCUGCCCUCCGUCCCAGGUAGGGAGUAGCGGUGAAGACUUCCCGGCCUUGCCUGGCCCUCAUAUCACCGAUGAUGGGCAAACACUGAUCGACCAGCAUCCAUUUUCACAAUAUAAAUUAUUAUCGCGACUGGGAUACCCUCAAACGUUUCUUAGUUUGGAGAUUUAAAGGAUCAUGGUGGACACGGAGGAACUUCCACAAGACAGGAAUUGCUGGAUAUAAUCAUGGACUCCUGAGCACAAAAACGUGAAUUUUAGCACAUCUUUUUUAAAAGACUGCUUUAACUGAAAACCACCAACAUGUCGGCAUUUGCCGAGUUCGUCCCCCCACCUGAGUGUCCAGUUUUUGAGCCGAGUUGGGAGGAUUUCUCGGAUCCUUUAGGAUUCAUCAACAAGAUCCGACCAAUCGCAGAGAAAACUGGCAUCUGCAAGAUCCGACCCCCAGAGGACUGGCAACCUCCAUUCGCCUGCGAUGUACGCAACUUCCGCUUCACUCCAAGAGUACAAAGACUUAAUGAGCUUGAGGCACUCACCCGGGUUAAGCUCAACUUUCUGGAUCAAAUCGCAAAGUUCUGGGAGCUGCAGGGAUCAAAAAUACGAUUCCCCCAUGUGGAGAGAAAAGUUCUGGAUCUCUAUCAACUCAGCAAGAUUGUGUCAUCAGAGGGCGGCUUUGAGACACUGUGUAAGGAGAAGAGGUGGUCCAAGGUGGCCAGCCGAAUGGGCUUCCCAUCAGGGAAAGGAACUGGCUCACUGCUGCGCUCCCACUAUGAGAGAAUACUGUACCCAUAUGAGCUCUUCCAGUCUGGAGCCACACUGACCGGCAUUCAGCGACUAUAUGAUGAAGGAGAUGACAAGGAAGAACUGGAUGAGGGUGUUGGAGAGGAGACGGCAGAAGAAGAGGAGCAAGAUGAAGAGGAAGAAAAGGAUAGGGAGCGAGAGACUGAGAGUGAUGCCACGCAAACCAAAGACAGGCUUCUGCCUGAGAGACGCUCCAGGCGCCUGAAAUCUGAGAGGGAAAACAAGGAGCCAAAAGGUCUGAAAAUCUUUGGUACAAGUCCAAAGAUGGUUGGAUUGGAGAUUGUACCAGCUGAUGAUGGAUUCAACAAGAAGCAGCGUCAUCUCAAAGCCCAGGCCUUUGCCAUCAAAAUGAGACCACGCAAGGAGACCUUAGAGGUCAACUUUAUUGACCUCUACCUGUGCCUGGUGUGUGGGCGAGGCGAUGAGGAGGACCGUCUGCUGUUGUGUGACGGCUGUGAUGACAGCUACCACACCUUCUGCUUAAUCCCGCCUCUACAGGAUGUCCCGAAGGGGGACUGGCGAUGCCCCAAGUGUGUUGCAGAGGAGUGCAGUAAACCCAGGGAGGCGUUUGGCUUUGAGCAGGCUGUGAGAGAAUACACUCUGCAGGGCUUUGGAGAAAUGGCUGACCACUUCAAGUCAGACUAUUUCAACAUGCCUGUUCAUAUGGUGCCCACAGAGCUGGUGGAGAAGGAGUUCUGGCGCCUGGUCAGCAGCAUUGAGGAGGAUGUCAUCGUAGAGUACGGAGCUGACAUCAGCUCCAAGGAAGUGGGCAGCGGGUUUCCUGUCAGGGACGGGAAAAGGCGGCUACUGGGCGAUGAGGAGGAGUAUGCAAAUUCAGGCUGGAACCUGAAUAACAUGCCAGUGCUGGAGCAGUCAGUGCUCACUCACAUCAAUGUGGACAUCUCUGGUAUGAAGGUGCCCUGGCUCUAUGUGGGCAUGUGUUUCUCCUCGUUUUGCUGGCACAUUGAGGACCACUGGAGUUACUCCAUCAACUUCCUGCACUGGGGUGAACCUAAGACUUGGUAUGGCGUGCCAGCCUCAGCAGCAGAACAGCUCGAGGCUGUGAUGAAGAAACUGGCCCCAGAGCUGUUUGACUCCCAGCCUGACCUCCUGCAUCAGCUAGUCACCAUCAUGAAUCCUAAUAUCCUCAUGGAGCAUGGUGUCCCCGUGUACAGGACCAAUCAGUGCGCAGGGGAGUUUGUGGUGACUUUCCCCAGAGCCUACCACAGCGGCUUCAACCAGGGCUACAACUUUGCAGAGGCUGUAAACUUCUGCACUGCAGACUGGUUACCCAUGGGACGUCAGUGUGUGGCCCACUAUAGACGCCUUCAUCGUUACUGCGUCUUCUCCCACGAGGAGCUGCUGUGCAAGAUGGCCGCUGAUCCAGAGAGUCUGGACGUGGAACUGGCUGCUGCUGUCUACAAGGAACUGGGAGAUAUGAUGGAGGAAGAGACAAAACUCAGACAGGCUGUCCAAGAAUUAGGGGUUCUGUCCUCAGAGCAGGAGGUGUUCGAACUUCUACCUGAUGAUGAGCGCCAGUGUUACAAAUGUAAGACGACCUGUUUCCUGUCUGCGCUGACCUGCUCCUGCAGCCCUGAUCGGCUCGUCUGUCUCCAUCAUGCUGCAGAUCUUUGUGACUGCCCACAUGGCAGCAAGUGUCUUCGGUAUCGCUACGAUCUGGAGGAGUUUCCCUCCAUGCUGUACGGGGUGAAGACACGAGCUCAGUCAUAUGACACCUGGUCCAAAAGGGUCACAGAGGCCUUGGCUGCUGACCAGAAGAACAAGAAAGAUCUUAUUGAGCUCAAGGUUUUGCUUGAGGACGCGGAGGACAGAAAGUAUCCAGAGAAAGCUUUGUUCCGUCGCCUGAGGGAGAUGGUCAAAGAGGCUGAGACGUGCAGCUCUGUGGCUCAGCUGCUGCUCAGUCGCAAACAGAGGCACAGCAGCCGUUUGCGUUCUGAGAGCAGUCGCAACCGUACUAAACUAACGGUGGAUGAGCUGAAGGCCUUUGUGGAUCAACUCUAUAGGCUGCCCUGCAUCAUCAGCCAGGCCCGCCAAGUCAAAGAGUUACUGGAGAAUGUGGAAGACUUCCAUGAACGAGCCCAGGUGGCGCUGUCGGACGAGAUGCCAGACUCCUCCAAGCUGCAGGCGCUGUUGGACCUUGGUAGCGGUCUGGAUGUAGAACUGCCAGAACUGCCCCGUCUGAAACAGGAGCUCCAGCAGGCCCGCUGGCUCGAUGAGGUGAGAAUCACCCUAGCCGAGCCUCACCGCGUCACUCUGGAGCUGAUGAAGAGGCUGAUAGACUCCGGGGUGGGCCUGGCUCCUCAUCACGCCGUGGAGAAGGCUAUGGCUGAACUGCAGGAGAUCCUCACAGUCUCAGAGAGAUGGGAGGAUAAGGCUCGGGCAUGCCUGCAGGCCAGGCCUCGACACAGCAUGAUGACGUUGGAGAGCAUUGUUUUGGAAGCUAGGAACAUCCCUGCGUACCUACCUAAUAUUUUGGCUCUCAGAGAGGCCCUACAGAAGGCAAAAGAGUGGACAUCCAAGGUGGAAGCCAUUCAGAGCGGUAGUAGCUAUGCAUACCUUGAGCAGCUAGAGAGCCUGUUGGCCAGAGGUCGCUCCAUCCCUGUCCAGCUUGAUCCACUGGCCCAGGUGGAGUCUCAGGUGGCUGCAGCACGAGCCUGGAGGGAGAGAACGGCUCGCACCUUCCUUAAGAAGAACUCCACGUACACUCUCCUGCAGGUCCUCAGUCCUCGUGUAGACAUUGGAGUCUACGGCAACAGUAAGAGCAAGAGGAAACGAGUCAAGGAGCUCAUGGAGAAGGAGAGAGGAGCCUUUGACCCUGACACCCUUAGCGACCUGGAGGACAGCCUGGAAGAGGUGCGGGACCCUUCCACCGUUGUAGCAGCCUUCAAAGCCAAAGAGCAGAAGGAAGUAGAGGCCAUUCACUCGCUCCGCGCUGCCAAUCUCGCCAAGAUGGCCAUGGCCGACCGCAUCGAGGAGGUCAAGUUCUGCCUGUGUCGAAAGACUGCCAGUGGAUUUAUGUUGCAGUGUGAGCUUUGUAAGGACUGGUUCCAUGGAGCGUGCGUGCCGCUGCCUAAGACAGGAUCCCAGAAGAAGAUGGGAGUUGGUUGGCAGAGCAACAGCAAAGACUCCAAAUUCCUGUGUCCGCUGUGUCAGCGGUCGAGGAGGCCGAGAUUAGAGACCAUCCUCUCUCUGUUGGUGUCGCUGCAGAAGCUGCCGGUGCGUCUGCCUGAAGGAGAAGCCCUCCAGUGUUUGACUGAGAGGGCGAUGAGCUGGCAGGACCGGGCACGUCAGGCUCUGGCCACAGAGGAGCUGUCCUCAGCGCUGGCCAAGCUGUCUGUGCUGAGCCAGCGUAUGGUGGAGCAGGCUGCUAGGGAGAAAACAGAGAAGAUUAUCAAUGCUGAGCUGCAGAAAGCUGCUGCCAACCCUGACCUUCAGGGCCACAUCCAGACUUUCCAGCAGUCUGGUUUCAGCAGAGCCACUUCACCUCGCCAGUCUGUGGACUACGACGACGAGGAGACGGACUCAGAUGAAGACAUCAGAGAGACAUAUGGUUAUGAUAUGAAGGACCCAGGUGAGGUGAAGCCCUACCUGUUCUGUGAUGAAGAGAUUCCUGUAAAGUCUGAGGAGGUGGUCAGUCACAUGUGGCCGGCUGCCACACCCUCGUUCUGUGCCGAACACGCGUAUUCUUCAGCAUCCAAGUCCUGUGUGCAAAACAUCGGCACUCCCAGGAAGCAGCCCAGGAAGACCCCUCUCAUACCUCGCAGCCUGGAGCCGCCUGUUCUGGAGCUUUCCUCGCAGGCUAAGGCCCAGCUGGAGGACCUGAUGAUGCUGGGAGACCUGCUGGAGGUAUCCCUGGAUGAGACCCAGCACAUCUGGAGGAUCUUGCAGGCCACGCAUCCCCCCUCUGAGGAGAGAUUCCUGCAGGUCAUGGAGCCUGAUGACUCUCUGAUGGAGAAGCCCCUGAAGAUCAAGCUGAAAGAUUCAGAGAAAAAGAGGAAAAGAAAGUUGGAAAGAGCCGAACACCAUCACAUGCUGAUGGCCGCUGCCGCAGGUGGGGCUUCAGGGAUGGGUGACAUGCGACCAGCCAAGUCCAAAGAACUGAAAAGGGCUGGUUUAGAACUGGGACUUGGCGGCAAACCCAAGAAGAAGAAGCUCAAACUCAGUUUGGAGAAAAACCGAGAGAUGAAGCAGCUUGCCAAACGGUUAGCCAAGGAAGAGAAGGAGAGGAAAAGAAAGGAGAAAGCUGCAGCCAAGGCAGAGGCUAUCAGAGAGGGACUUGAGAAGAGGAAGGAGAAGAAGAUUCUGGACAUUCCCUCUAAGUACGACUGGUCUGGGGCCGAGGACUCCAAUGAUGAGAAUGCUGUUUGUGCCGCCAAGAACUGCCAGAGACCCUGUAAAGAUAAGGUGGAUUGGGUGCAAUGUGACGGCGGCUGUGAUGAGUGGUUCCACCAGGUGUGUGUAGGCGUAUCGUGUGAGAUGGCCGAGACCGAGGACUACAUCUGUAUGGACUGCUCCAGGAAGGUCGCCGGGGUCGGCGUGGGAGGAGCCGGGAUCGAGGUGGAGGGGGAGAGCGUGGUGGUGAUGGCGACAUCGAUGUGCAGUGGGGGCACACAGAGUCUGCCUCCAGGGUCUGUCGUGACAUCCUGGUCCUCGGCUGCUCACUUGAAUCCGGCGAGUUCUCAUCAUCAGCAACAGCAAGAGCCUCAGCAGGGCAGUUAGCAUUAAGUCAAAGCCUCAGACUGAGACUGAAUACUGUACCUCACUUAAUGAGCCACAAAAACUAGUACCCAGGCCAGAGUUUCAUCCUCGCAAACUGUCAGAAGACAGCUUCUGGGGAUCAAGAAGGGGAAUAGAAAGGCUUCCAGAAUGAGCCUGAGAAGGAGCGACAAAUCAGAGGAUCAUCUGGAUCAAAAAGCACAAGAAGGAAGAGGAAAAGAGAGCCUGUGCCUCCAAGAGGCUUCAGCAAAGACUUUAUGAUCACUGCAAUUGAUGAACCGGUUCUCAAACACAGACCAAGUUUAGUCUGCCUGGGUCUACAAACAUCCACCUGCAACUUCCUGGUCCUUCCCUGAACAAUAACAAGUCAUGGUACACUUCUAGUCAAACAAACACCCACUUACUCCAGCUGUUGUUGUCAGUGCAGACAGGUAAAUAAACAGAUGUGUCCCUGUUGUUAUUUCCUGGGCUUCCUAAUCUGCUCCCCUCCGCCCUGCGCCCGGCUCUGCAGACAGUUCCAUACGUAGGACUCCAGACUAGGAAAUACAAACAGUUGUAAUGUAGUGGAAUUAUUUAUAAUGUACAUACUUUUAAGCAAUUAAAAAUGGAUUGUGGCUUUUGUUUUCUCACCUUUAAUAAACUAUUCCUAGUCAAAUAA
This is a messenger RNA of Cheilinus undulatus (humphead wrasse), 6936 nucleotides long. RefSeq names its product lysine (K)-specific demethylase 5A (gene kdm5a). Gene Ontology annotation, biological process: chromatin remodeling. The record is from RefSeq and is a predicted model, not a curated record. The transcript has 29 exons. Gene Ontology annotation, cellular component: nucleus. NCBI's taxonomy places the organism in Eukaryota, Metazoa, Chordata, Actinopteri, Labriformes, Labridae. Gene Ontology annotation, molecular function: DNA binding; histone demethylase activity. The coding region runs from base 1044 to 6281 and encodes 1745 amino acids.